Lepisosteus oculatus (spotted gar) is the source of this 1756-nucleotide messenger RNA. NCBI's taxonomy places the organism in Eukaryota, Metazoa, Chordata, Actinopteri, Semionotiformes, Lepisosteidae. The record is from RefSeq and is a predicted model, not a curated record.
CUGUAGGCACCGCCUGACUGUCUUCUUUGGAGAAACGACGCCGAAUUAGAAUUAAUGUUCCUUUUAAAAACCCACUUUUUCCGACUGUCAAAACGACCACACGCACACGGUCCCAUAGAACAACAGCGUAGUCGGAAUCGGAACAACCUAGAGCACUUCCGCCCGUCUGAUUGGUUGGAGUCCGAUCCCGCCUCACCGCCCCGACGCUCCCAUUGGCCUACAAGUGUUUCCAGUCCCGCCCACAUCCCCCAUUUCCGUAUUCAACAUGGCGGCGCCCAUGGGUGUGUUUCUGCGCGGCGGCUUCGUGUCGCUGAAGAAGCCGCUCGAUCCCCGCCGGUUCUGGGGGUCAGCCGGUGGGGUGGGUCGCCGCUGCAGACACACGGGCCGCAGCAGCCUGUACGAGCACGUCCGCGAGGGCUACAGCGACAAGCCCGUGCUGGACAUGCGCUUCGUGUGUGAGCACACCGACAGGGUCAUCACAGAAGUGGAGAGCAGGAAAGGGGACCUGCGGGGGGAGGACGUGCGAGGGAUCGUGUCCGUGUGGCAGGAGCUGCAGGCGGUGGGCGAGGAUAUUGCGCGCCUGGAGCAGGAGAAGAGGGAGGUCAGCGAGAAGGUCCGGGCCCUGGUGGAGCAGCAGGACAAGGCUGUGCUGCCCAGUGUAAAAAAUAUGCGAAAUGAAGACCCUUUUCCUCUCUUCCAGGGCUUCGUGCCAAUGGUGGUGCCAGACAUGCUGAAGGGGGCUGUGUUUGAAGGCUGUGGGAUGCAGCCCCACGCCCAUCAGUCCCAAGUCUACUCCCUGGACCCCUCGCGCUUCCCUGAUCUCAACCUGGCCGGCACAGGGGAGGUGGGGGUGGCGGGGUAUUUCAUGGACCAUGCAGUGAACUGGAGGGACUUGCCGGUGAGGACCGUCUGCAGCAGCACGUGUUACCGUGCUGAGACAGACACGGGCAGGGAGGCCUGGGGGCUGUACAGAGUGCAUCACUUCACCAAGGUGGAGAUGUUUGGCGUGACUGCAGAUGAGACGGGCCAGGAGAGCUCAGAGCUGCUGCUGGAGUUCCUCUCCCUGCAGAAGGAGAUUUUCUCUGACCUGGAGUUGCACUACAGGGUGCUGGACAUGCCCACCCAGGAGCUGGGUCCUCCCGCGUACAGGAAGUUCGAUAUCGAAGCCUGGAUGCCUGGAAGAGGCAGUUUCGGGGAGAUCUCCAGUGCCUCCAACUGCACGGACUACCAGAGCCGGAGACUCCACAUCAUGUACGAGAACGAGGAGGGCAGCCUGCGCUACGCACACACUGUGAACGCCACAGCCUGCGCAGUGCCCAGGACCAUCAUCGCCAUUCUGGAGACCCACCAGACCAGGGACGGGACCGUGCGUGUGCCGAAGGUCUUGCAGCCCUAUCUGGGGUCAGAGGUCAUCGAGAAGCCCAGGUGCACCCCCCUGAGAUACAUCGGGCCGAACCAGCCUCACCAGCCCAUCCGCAAGACGGGCUGAACCCCCCCCACCAGCCAUCCCGCGAAUCGAGUCUCUGCCGAGGAGACGCUACCCGAACGCUGACCCGGCCCAGCCCGAGGGGAGUGACCCAUUCCAGGGGGGCGGAACAAGGUUUGCGCUACAGGGAGCCUGUUCCUGUUUGUCAUCCAACCUUCACACGCUUUUAAUCCAGUCCGGUAGUGCUCAGACUCUGCUUUCACUGCCCUUGUGGGGGAAAAACAAGUCUUUUGUCUCUAUUGUAAAUAAACACCUGAAUUCGACAAUAAA